Molecule: messenger RNA, 4633 nt
Organism: Diachasma alloeum
Lineage: Eukaryota; Metazoa; Arthropoda; Insecta; Hymenoptera; Braconidae
Gene: rdgB
Product: protein retinal degeneration B
Exons: 11
Coding region: 535-4365 (1276 amino acids)
Biological process (GO): phospholipid transport
Cellular component (GO): cytoplasm
Molecular function (GO): phosphatidylinositol transfer activity; metal ion binding; phosphatidylinositol binding
Source: RefSeq, a predicted model, not a curated record
GCCUAGAAGUAUCAUCAGGGAUGAUAGUAACCCACUGUGUACCCAACUGCCGGUGGGCUUUAAACCUCCUCCAGUGUCUCACCAGCUCCCCGGCCCCAUCUUUUUUUCCUCAAGAAGAAAACACUGAGGCUAAUGAGCCAUUCAACAACUCCAACAACAUAGUUUUUCGCCCCCUCAUUAAAUCCAGAAAAAACUGCCGGAGGGACUCCAUCGGCGCGCAGGCGUACGGUUUUUUUUUUGUUCUUAUUCAAAACAAUGAAUAUAAAAAAAUGGUGAUGCUGGAGAUGGCUCCAGUACCUCGCUGACGUUCAAUCCGACAAUUUGUGAUUAUUCGAGUGAAUAUAAUUAUCUGUGAUCGAAUGAGCACUGUGAUUCACCGGGAUAAAUUAUACCUUGGGAGUUUAGAUUAUUUUUCUCUAACGAAGAAUUAUGCAAAUGACCACCGAUAUCGUUGGGAUUUGUCCAGGAGGCGGGGGUAAUUUGACGGUUUAGGGACAAGAGAUGAUUCUGCUGCAAGUUUGAUAGACAGCCAAGAUGCUGAUUAAGGAGUACAGGAUACCACUGCCGUUGACGGUGGAGGAGUACAGAAUUGCUCAGUUGUAUAUGAUAGCGAAAAAAUCGAGAGAGGAGAGCAAAGGUGUCGGCAGUGGUGUAGAAAUAAUAGAGAACAAGCCGUACACAGACGGUCCAGGCGGCAAUGGCCAGUACACCCACAAGAUCUACCACGUCGGUUCCCACCUCCCCGGUUGGUUCAAAAGCCUCCUCCCAAAAUCAGCCCUGACAGCCAAAGAGGAAGCCUGGAAUGCCUAUCCCUACACCAAGACCCGUUACACGUGUCCCUUCGUUGAAAAAUUCUCCGUUGAAAUUGAAACCUACUACUACCCCGACAAGGGACACCAGGAAAAUGUCUUCAAACUCUCUGGAAGUGAUUUACGCAAUAGAAUAGUCGAUGUCAUUGAUAUUGUCAAGGAUCAGCUGGUCGGUGCUGAUUACGUAAAAGAGGAGGAUCCAAAGUUGUAUGUCUCCGAGAAGAGUGGUAGGGGGCCCCUGGGAGAGACUUGGCUCGAGGAUUACUGGUCAGAAGUCAAGGGAAAGAGCCAGCCAACGCCGUCAGGAAAAUCACUGAUGUGUGCCUACAAAUUGUGCCGGGUUGAGUUUCGCUACUGGGGUAUGCAAACAAAGCUUGAAAAGUUCAUUCAUGACGUAGCCCUUCGGAAAACAAUGGUAAGGGCGCACAGACAGGCGUGGGCCUGGCAGGACGAGUGGAUAGGACUGACGAUGGAGGACAUCAGAGAAAUCGAGAGACAGACGCAGGAGGCGCUCAAGAAGAAGAUGGCAGCCCUCGAGGCUGCUGAGAGAGGCGAAUCAAUGGAGAACUAUGAGGACGAAAAUUAUGACGAGGACAGCAAGAGCAAUUCUGUUGCAACACCUCAGGAGCAGACUGAUGUCGCUAAGACCCUAGCUGCUACACUUGGUAGUAUCGAGAAAAAUGAGGAUCCUCAGAGUCCACCGUCCAUCAGAAAGCCAUCUGACAUUCCUAUUAUUAAUACUAAUAUGAGCUCUGAGGGUGAUGCCACACCCGACGACUCACCAACUCAACAAUUACCAAGUUCGAAAGCACCAGAAGACAAAUCAGACUUCAACAAGAAACCUUGGAAGCGCACGAGUCAAACAAUCCACUCACCAAGUUCAGCUAAAUCCUUUGACAUUCAGAUAGCCAAUUGGAGAAUGGAGAGCAUUGUCCGUGAAUCCGAAUCCGGUAGUGAGGAUGAAUUUUUCGAUUGUCAAGAGGAUUUUGGGGACAAUACCUCCCUAGCGAAAUGGAGUUCAAUGGAUCUUCUAGCGGAGAAGGACCAGGACUCAACGUCGCCAACAGCGCCUCCCUCGGACAAGUACGAAGACAGCAUUUUCUCCCACUCCUACCUGCAGCGAGUAACGAGCGAGGGGAAUCCCAGAAGACUGCACAUAAGGAGCUCAGCGAGUAUAGACGUCUCGUGUCCGCCCUCGCCGAGUCACUCCCCCACCCACCAGCCGUGUCGCACGACAGUUCUUCUGAUAGUGAUGCACGCCGGAAGUGUUCUGGACGCUAAUGUCGACUUGACAGCCAAAAAAUCCGACAUAACGACGUUUCGAGGUGCUUUCGAAUCAGUCAUGAGACAGCACUACCCGAGCAUGGUGGGCCACAUUGCCGUGAGGUUGGUUCCCUGUCCGUCGAUCUGCACCGAUGGCCUGGGGAUCCUCUCCAGCUUGAGCCCUUACUCCUUCGACGUGUCUCCAAGCUGCAUUGACACCCCCCAAGUCACCCACGACACCAUUCCCAUAGGAGCUAUACCACUCCUUGCCAGUUGUGCACCUGAGUAUCAGGAGGCUGUGUCCAAAGUGGUGAUCGGAGCAAACCAGAUUUACCACGAGUUCAUCAGGAGCGAUGAGGGCAAGGGCUUUGCGGGACAGGUGUCCUUCGUCGGGGAUUCUGUCGGUUCAAUCCUCGCUUACGACGCCCUUUGCCGAACAGUUCAGUAUCAGUCGAGGCAUGGAAGUGAGAAUAGCAUUCUCGAUAAUGACAAUCAAACUGGGGAGAAUGGGGGCGUCGAGGACGGCCGGCAUUUGACGGCCCCCACACCCAGGAGAAGAUCAUCGUCCACGAGUGAUAACUCUGGCCACUGCAAACUGGACUUCGAAGUCAGCGAGUUCUUCAUGUUCGGUAGCCCCUUGGCCCUUGUUCUCGCGUACAGAAAAAUCUCAUCGACCGGUGAAAAGAGUAACAUACAGAGGCCUCUGGUCAAUCAAGUUUACAAUCUCUUCCACCCAACUGAUCCUGUUGCCGCUCGACUGGAGCCCCUUAUCUCCGCUCGAUGUUCACUUUUGCCUCCAGUCAACGUCGCCAGGUAUCAGAAAUACCCACUGGGGAAUGGACAGCCUUAUCACUUACUGGAAGCCAUUCAAACAAAUCCCCAGCUCUUCGCGGAGGGAUUGAAUGCCCCAACGACGCCUCUUCAACAUCUCCGUCGAUUAUCCGAUAUAUCGAUUCAGAGCACAAUGUCUGGUCUGAUUGAUAAUGUACCUCUCCAGGCUGUCUCAUCACUGACGCAGAAAUGGUGGGGCAACAAAAGAAUAGAUUACGCCCUGUACUGUCCCGAGGGUCUUGCAAAUUUUCCAACAAAUGCACUACCACAUUUAUUUCACGCCAGCUACUGGGAGUCUUCCGACGUUAUCGCCUUUAUUCUCAGGCAAAUUGGUAGAUUCGAUCUGCCAAUGCUGGGUGGUGAGGAGAAAGAACUCGCCUGUUUCCGUCCAGGUCAGCCCAGGGAGAAAUGGAAUAGAAAGCGAACUUCAGUUAAACUCAAAAAUGUAUCAGCCAAUCACCGAGCAAACGACGUAAUAGUGAAAGAAGGUACUCCCCAAGUUCUGAUUGCCAGAUUUAUGUACAGUCCCAUAGACGUGAUAGCUCUGACCGGUGAGAAGGUGGACAUUCACGUGAUGAAGGACGCACCAGCGGGUGAGUGGACCUACCUCUCAACCGAGGUAACCGACAAAACAGGAAGAAUAACCUACAGGAUCCCAGACGAGAAGGCCCUGUCCUUCGGACUCUACCCCAUAAAAAUGGUGGUGAGAGGUGACCACACGUCGGUCGACUUCUUCAUGGCAGUGAUCCCCCCCAACACAGAGUGCGUGGUCUUCAGCAUUGACGGUUCCUUCACCGCAAGUAUGUCAGUGACCGGAAGAGAUCCCAAAGUGAGAGCAGGCGCUGUUGACGUGGUCAGGCACUGGCAGGAGCUAGGCUACUUGAUAAUUUACAUAACAGCUCGCCCUGACAUGCAGCAGCAAAAGGUCGUGUCCUGGCUGUCACAGCACAAUUUUCCACACGGUCUCGUGUCAUUCGCCGAUGGCCUCUCCACUGAUCCCCUCGGUCACAAAGCAGCUUAUCUCCAUAAUCUCGUGGAGAAUCAUGGCGUCAUUAUCCAUCAGGCUUAUGGAAGCUCCAAAGACAUCACUGUGUACACGGCGAUUAAUUUGAAGCCAAAGCAGAUUAUCAUUGUUGGAAAAGUAUCGAAGAAACAACAGGCACUCUGCACUGUUCUCAUUGAGGGCUAUGCUGCUCAUCUGAGCCAACUUCAAUCUCACGGUGGAUCAAGACCAGCUCAAGGCAAUGCCAGAAUGGUCAUCCCCAGAGGACAAUUUGGCCUACCUGGGCUCAACGCAUCCCUGAGACGCAGAAGUUCUUUUAGAACGACGAAACGCGCCAUUUCGCAGCCGGCUGCAUUUAGUGGUAAACCAGAGGCCCUCGAGAGGAGCACGAGUGUUGGACCUCAUGGCGCACCGAGAUCAGCUCCACCAACUAAAUCUGCAGCACCGGAAAAAUUAUGACGUUUUGCGCGCUGCCGUUCCUUCUUCGAGUCACGGCAGCCGGAAAAUCGUUAAAAACACGCUCCAAAAUAAAUGGACAGAAAGUUGAGUGCAGAUUAAUAGUUCCGGAGUGAAGUCGUCAAUCGGUUUAAGUCGACUCAGCUCCCAGUUGAGUUUUUGUUGAAUAACUCGGAAUUUAAGAGAGAUAGCGAAAUUUUUGUAAAAUCUUUUUCGAUAGCCUUCACUUUUCUUUACAAAAAAGAUUUAUAGGAAAAUUUUGCUAACUCCU